CCAGUUUACUCCCCCCGGUAAAGCCGGCGUGCGUGACGUUUACACUAAUUUCCACAAUAGUAAAUCUUGUCAAAAUGCGUUUAAAACGUUAAAGAUCCAUUAAUUUCCGCCACUUACUUGUGUAAAACCAGUGCAUCGAAGAAUUACAACAUAAAAAUCUUACAUUUACUAGUUAUAAGACGUAUAUUUUCUAUUUUUGUUUCUCUAACCUAUCAGCUACAACAGCAAACACUGCAGAAUGUUUUCAACAAAUUCAAACAAAAAGCCAGUGGCUACCACUGGAGAAAAACAAGAGAAAUUGUUAACACUUUCCAUUUUAACUGUUGCUGCAAUUUUAUCAUUUGCCACCAGAUUAUUCUCCGUGUUACGCUUUGAGAGUGUUAUUCAUGAGUUUGAUCCUUACUUCAACUAUAGAACAACUAAAUACCUUGCUGAACAGGGUUUCUAUUCAUUUCACAAUUGGUUUGAUGAUAGGGCAUGGUAUCCACUGGGCAGGAUUAUUGGAGGAACAAUAUAUCCUGGCUUGAUGGUGACAUCAGCGGUAUUCUACCGCAUUUGUUGGCUCUUCAACAUCAGCAUCGACAUUCGCAAUGUUUGCGUGUUCCUCGCACCGCUUUUCUCGUCGUUUACAACUAUCAUCACGUACUUGCUAACGAAAGAGAUCAAAAACUCUGGAGCUGGAUUGGUGGCGGCCGCAAUGGUGUCGAUUGUACCCGGCUACAUCAGUCGAUCAGUUGCCGGGUCAUAUGAUAACGAGGGAAUUGCCAUCUUUUGUAUGUUGCUUACAUAUUAUAUGUGGAUCAAGGCCGUUAAAACCGGCACUAUCUUCUGGGGCACUUUGACAGCGUUAGCUUACUUCUACAUGGUAUCGUCUUGGGGUGGUUACGUGUUUCUCAUCAAUUUAAUCCCGCUUCAUGUGCUUACGUUAAUGAUUACCGGGAGAUUUUCGCACCGGAUUUAUGUAGCAUACAGUACUUUGUAUUGUGUUGGUACGAUUCUGAGUAUGCAGAUCUCUUUCGUUGGAUUUCAACCUGUUCAAAGUUCUGAGCAUAUGUUGGCUCUUGGAGUUUUUGGCCUCUGUCAAAUAAUGACCUGCGUUGACUAUUUAAGAUGUCGUCUGUCACCGCAAGACUUUGAAACGCUCUUUACGGCUUUGUUAUACACUGUAGGCACGCUUUUAGGUGUAUUCCUCGGUGUUUUAACGUAUUCUGGAAAGAUUUCUCCAUGGACUGGACGUUUCUACUCUCUGCUGGAUCCUUCCUACGCGAAAAACCACAUUCCUAUUAUUGCCUCUGUUUCCGAACAUCAACCGACCUCUUGGAGUUCAUUCUAUUUUGAUUUACAAAUCUUGGUUUUCUUAUUCCCUGCUGGUUUGUACUUCUGUUUCAUGAAUCUCACAGAUUCCAAUAUAUUUUUGAUCCUUUAUGGGGUUACAAGUAUUUAUUUUGCUGGAGUAAUGGUUCGUUUGAUGCUGGUCCUCGCACCAGUAAUGUGCAUUCUUAGCGGCAUUGCAGUCUCGCAUUUGCUGACUAAAUUUAUUAAGAACACGGAUUCAGGUAAAAGCACUGAACACAAGAAGAAUAAAAACAAACUGGAAUCGAAUUUUGACAUGAAGAACAAGGUGUCAUUCUUCUACGUCUCGAUAACUUGCAUGCUGCUUAUUUCAUAUACAUUCCACUGUACAUGGGUUACUUCGGAAGCUUACAGUUCGCCAAGUAUUGUGCUAAGCGCCAGGUCCCACGAUGGCGGGCGUAUUAUCUUCGACGAUUUCCGCGAGGCCUACUAUUGGUUAAAGAUGAACACGCCGGAAGAUGCGCGUAUUAUGUCAUGGUGGGACUACGGAUAUCAAAUAACUGCGAUGGCGAAUAGGACUAUUUUGGUUGAUAACAACACUUGGAAUAAUACGCAUAUCAGUCGCGUGGGACAAGCCAUGGCCAGUUCGGAGGAAAAAGCUUAUGAGAUUAUGAAAGAGUUGGACGUCGAUUAUGUUUUGGUAAUAUUUGGUGGGUUGACGGGGUAUUCCUCGGAUGACAUUAACAAGUUCCUGUGGAUGGUGCGUAUUGGAGGCAGUACUGAAAAGGGGGCGCAUAUCAAGGAGUGGGAUUAUUACAGCUCCAAUGGAGAAUUUAGAGUUGAUAAGGAAGGAUCGUCAACAUUACUGAAUUGUUUAAUGUAUAAGAUGUGCUAUUAUAGAUUCGGGCAGGUAUACACUGAAGGUGGUAAACCACCUGGUUAUGAUAGAGUCCGCAGUGCCGAAAUUGGUAACAAAGAUUUCGAGCUAGAUGUACUCGAAGAAGCGUACACCACUGAGCAUUGGUUGGUUCGCAUCUACAAGGUGAAAGAUCUGCCCAACAGAGGGGUAUAAGGUGUGUACACUUUCCAGAAACUAAUAAGACUUACACCGAAACAGCUGAAGCGUCACAACACAGGUAACCGAUUGAAAUUAAGUUUGCUCCACACAUGGGUUAAACUACCACGCCUUUGCGAGUAUUUGAAACUUUUUUUAUUAAAAAAUAUUUUAUAUAAUUAUAGCAACAAGUUUGAUUUCACACUAUUUCUCGAUAGUUUGAAACAUUCAUUUGAAACUACUAUUCACAUGAAAAAUAGUACCAUCAUUGUAAUAAAUAUUAUAAAAAAUA
Dalotia coriaria is the source of this 2639-nucleotide messenger RNA. RefSeq names its product catalytic subunit 3A of the oligosaccharyltransferase complex (gene Stt3A). The transcript has 7 exons. Bases 239 to 2365 code for a protein of 708 amino acids. Gene Ontology annotation, cellular component: membrane. Gene Ontology annotation, biological process: post-translational protein modification. The record is from RefSeq and is a predicted model, not a curated record. NCBI's taxonomy places the organism in Eukaryota, Metazoa, Arthropoda, Insecta, Coleoptera, Staphylinidae. Gene Ontology annotation, molecular function: dolichyl-diphosphooligosaccharide-protein glycotransferase activity.